Molecule: messenger RNA, 14212 nt
Organism: Mya arenaria
Lineage: Eukaryota; Metazoa; Mollusca; Bivalvia; Myida; Myidae
Exons: 23
Coding region: 146-13789 (4547 amino acids)
Source: RefSeq, a predicted model, not a curated record
CGGGUAAACAUCGUUUGCGAGAAUGGGACGAUGUUAAUACCCUGCACGGGGGCUAUAUACGUUUCUUUGUGAUUUAUAGUUUUUUUCUCUGUGUUUCACCAAAAAUAUACGUUUGGUGGUGAAAACUUACAUAUAAUAAAGAAUCAUGAUUCAACAUACAUUCCGAGUGAUUGCCAUUUUCCUCAUCAUUUCGUCCGCAGAACGAAUAUAUGGUCAAAGAAGCCAAUCCGACUGUGUCCGAUGCGACGCAUUCGGCCGAGAAUGGCCAACCGGUAAAUUUUCACAACGGGAGGGUUGUCUAAAAUAUAACUGCGAAUGCGCGUGUUCAGGCGCUUGGAAUUGUCCUGCUCAGAAUACAACGGACGUUUGCAGAGAAGAGCGCGUCAGUGAAUCAGUCUGUGGCACGUGCUGGGCCGGAAAUCUGGUCCGCGAGGGUAACCGCGAGUUCUCGUACCGCGAGGGAUGUUACGAGUACCAGUGUUUCUGUAACUGCGACGGUGGAUGGAACUGCCCCGGCAACAACACCAAAGACAUAUGCAAUACCAACCCAGACACCGGUUGCUAUUAUUGCGAAGUGGCUGGGGAGAAGCAUGAGGGAAACUCGCGGUUUAAGUACGUGAAUGGAUGUAUCGAGUAUGACUGCACGUGCGGAUGUGAUGGCGGCUGGAACUGCCCGGGUGAGCGAGCUAAGGACAUAUGCAAGAUUGAUCCCGCUUCCGGUUGUUAUUAUUGUGACGUGGGUGGGGAACGGUACAUUGGCAACGACUAUUUCAGCUAUGUAAAUGGCUGCAUUGAGUACAACUGUGUCUGCAAUUGUGACGGGUCGUGGGAUUGCCCGGGGGAGCGGGCACGGGACCUUUGUAGGCUGAAUAUGACUACUGGGUGCUAUUAUUGUGAGAUUGAUGAUUAUAUCUAUCAGGGAGGGUCGCGUUUUGAUCUCGUAAGGGAGUGUUACAAAUACCCGGGGUGUGAUUGCAAGUGUGACGGUGGAUGGACGUGCGCUCACACACAGGGGGAGUAUGUCUGUAAUCACCUUGGCGACGAGAAAACCACGUGCCAGACUUGUUAUCUUGGCGGGAAGCAGUAUAGGGGAGAAUCUAUGUUUUACUACGAUAGGGGCUGCCUUAGGUAUAUAUGCUCGUGCUCCUGUGACGGAAGUCUCUCCUGUUCGGCGGAUGAUGUCAGACACAUGUGCGUCAGCGACGAGAGCGAAAGUCGCGUGAUUGAGAGUCUAAUAGCUUCCGGAAGGGACGAAUCUGGAGCAGGAAGUGGCAUGGAGCACACUCGCGCGCCGAGACAAAUUGAGGAUUGUCUGCAAUGCUCAGUUGAUGGCCAACGGUACGACGCCUAUUCGACGUUCCAACUGAGGCGGGGGCAGUGCAACUUAUUCAUCUGUACGUGCUAUUGUAACGGUACCUAUAUAUGCCCAGCGGAAAGAACAAGAAACACGUGCAUCACAUCGGGGUCAGGUGGGAGCGGACAAAAUUCCCGCACUUCCGGUGGAGGUGGAAUUGAUGCAACUUCAGGAAGUUCUGGAGGAUAUUCAGGAUCAGGUGUGCGACAAGGAACCCGUGUGCCUGGAGUCAAUAGCGGCUCGGCGCGAGUAGAGGGCGCAGAAAUAACCGGCGUCUCUACAUGUCGGCGUUGUGAAUAUAACGGCAUGACAUUUGAAGGAAACUCGCGUGCCACGUUCGACCAGCACUGUUUCCGGUAUAACUGCCGCUGUGAGUGUGAUGGUAGCCUGAAUUGUCCGCACACUGAAUCCGAGUACAUUUGUCCUGGACCGCCACAGUGUAUCCAGUGCAAGGUUAAGGAGGGGCAGAUAGUUGACCCAGAUACGACCUUCACCUUCACGGAAGGAUGCCACUAUCACAAUUCAUGCAGAUGUCACUGCGACGGUAGCUGGAAAUGUGAAGAAGGCAUUUACACCUGCGAGCCGCUAGAUCAAGGAUGUGAAGUAGAUGGCCGGAAGUACGGCAGUGGGGCACUGUUUAACUACACACAAGGAUGCGACUAUUACACCGGAUGUAAAUGUGACCAGGACGGUAGCUGGAACUGUGGUGGCGGUGAGGGCACGGUGAUCGAUUUGUGUGGCCAAUGCCGGAAGUGUAAAAUAGGGGACAGGUACUACAGUAGUGGCACAGUGCCCUUCACAGCUGAAGACGGAUGCACGCGGUACCGGACAUGCACGUGUGAUUGUGAUGGAAAAUACGAAUGCUCUGGCGGCGUUUACACGUGUGACAGGGGCGACCAGCCACCGGAACAGACGUGCAGGGAUUGCGUGCACGGGGGACGGACGUACAGAAACGGCCAGAGUUACGACUACUCAACGAAAUGCCAAGCUUACCGACAAUGCACGUGUAGAUGUGGGACCGUCUCGUGCCGGACAGUGAGUGACACGUGCGGGGAUUGUCGCUCCUGUCGCGUGAAUGGGACCGAGUAUCCUGGAGGGUCAAAGUUCAACCUGAAAACCGGGUGUCGACAAUACACUGACUGCGACUGCGCAUGUAAUGGCAGAUGGGAGUGUUACGGCCGCAACUCCAUCGACUUAUGCGAAACUUGCAAGACGUGUAAUGUCGAAGGACGUCUACAUGAUGCCUAUACGUCAUUUGACGUCACAAAAGGCUCAUGGCUGUAUCAGUGUUUCUGCACUUGUAACGGAACCGCAUGGUGUCCGGGAACGAUCGCCGUGGACACGAGGACGGCUUCCGGAAGUUGCCAACAGUGUCAGGUGGAAGAAGGCAGCCGGACGCGGACCGUGGCCGGAAAUACCCACUUUCAGAUCAAGUAUAACGAUAUAGACUUAGUCUGCCGGUGUAAUUGUGACGGCAGUUACAUCUGUAUAGGCCAAUGGUAUUACAUUCGCGAGGACGUAAGCAUUUCCGGUUCCGCUAUUGGUAGCGUCGGCAGCGGACAAGUUAGCAGAUGUUUCACUUGCAGUAUGAACGGUCAGGUGUACGCUGGGAAUUCUAUUUAUUACGUUACUAGAGGGGGGAUUCGAAUGUCGUGUGAAUGUUUUUGUAACGGUGGUUUCCAAUGUUAUGGCGAGAAGAGAUUCGAAUAUUUAGGGUGCCGGCGGUGUUCACUCUAUGGAAAAAUGUAUAACGGAGAGACGAACUUCCCUCUCAUUUAUAAUGGACUGAAACUCAACUGCCGUUGCGGAUGUGACUCCUCAUACGAAUGUUUUGGCGCGGAAGGCACAUUAAUAAUCACGUGCCCAUACGGAAGUGCCUGUCUACCAGCCUCAUGUAGCCAAUGUCUGGUGGCGGGCGGGCCAUACAACGGAGGCGAUCAAUUCGGAAGCGUCUACAAGAAUCAGAAUUUAAUUUGCUCGUGCGGCUGCGAUGGUUCCUAUUACUGUGAAGGCGAUGGAGGCUUAAUUCUAUCCUGCAUUAACGGUCGGUGUACGGAAGUCGGCUGUAGCGCUUGCUCUAUAUUCGGUCAAAAUUAUCAAGGCGAGUCUUCCUUCAACAUCUACGCUGUUGGCUUACAGCUGACUUGUCAAUGCGCAUGCGGCGGAAGUUACACGUGUGCAGGUUCAGAGGGCGAGAUUAUGGUGCGAUGUCGCGAAGACGGAAGUGGCUGUCUCCCAAAUGUGUGCGCACCCUGCACAACUGGAUUACGACAAUACACGGGCCUCUCCGAGUUCCCAUACAAUUGGAAAGGAAUCACCUUUACGUGCAUAUGUGCUUGUGAUGGUAGCUAUUUCUGUACUGGUGUAUCUGAACGCGUUGAGAUUUCGUGCGUCAACGGGCAAUGUCGGCGUAUCGGCUGCGGUGAAUGUCGCGUUUAUGGGGAAUCAAUCGAUGGCGGGACCGAUUUCUCACUGAUCUAUCAGGGUAUGCGCCUCGCUUGUGAAUGUUCAUGCGACAGUGGUUACAUCUGUCGCGGUUCCUCCUUGGAGGUCAUUCUUCAGUGUAUUGCGGGGCGCGGCUCCGGAUGUCUCACUGGCCGUUGCCUUCCAUGUACCGCCGACGGACGCCAGUACUCCGCCUACUCCGAAUUCCGUUCACGAUACAACAGUAUCGAUAUAAUGUGUACCUGCGGAUGCGACGGUAGCAGCCACUGUGUUGGAAUCGGAACCAGCAUCGAGGUCUCAUGUUAUAACGGAGUGUGCAACAGAAUUGGCUGCCGCGACUGCAGUAUAUACGGUGUCUCUUUCCUCGGCGGAGCACAGUUUGAUUAUAUCCAUCAAGGUGAUAAGGUCACGUGUGAAUGUGAUUGCGAGGGCGGUUACACGUGCCGCACGCAAGGAGGUGUGGUGAUUGUUACAUGCAUCGGCGGUAUCGGUCCAGGGUGCCUGACGGACUCGUGUCGUCAAUGCGUCGCCAACAACAGGCGUUACGAUGGUGGCAGCUCCUUCCAAAUGGAAUAUCAAGGCAUCGCCAUGGAAUGCCGGUGCUCUUGCGAUGGUUCUUAUUACUGCGAAGGCGUAACAGAAGUAAUUAAGUUGGUUUGUGUGAAUGGUGUUUGCACAACAAGGGGAUGUACAUCCUGUUCACCGUUUGGGGUUGCUUACCCAGGCGCGAGUGAGUUCGACUUGGUCUACGCGGGCAUGGUUUUAGAAUGCCGCUGUUCAUGUAAUGGGGACUAUAGAUGCUAUGGUCAAAAUGAAGUCAUCGUUCUACAAUGUAUAGGCGGAAGGGGUAACUGCCUAGGGCAGACGUGCAAUUCAUGUAACUUACCCAGCGGACAAAUUAUACCAGGAGGUCAGACGGGAGUCAUGGAGUACCAAGGUAUCCGAAUGCGAUGUCAAUGUGGCUGUGACGGGAGCAUGAACUGUGCUGGAAUAAGCGUUAACGUCACUGUGAUAUGUAUCGGUGGCGUAUGUAACCCAGAAGGCUGCAGGCCCUGCAAUAUAAAUGGGCAGACGUACGAAGCGUUAACGUCGGUCGACGUCAUUCAUUCUGGGUACAGAAUAUCGUGUCGUUGUGACUGCUUCGGUGGCUACAAAUGCGAAGGACAUGGGCUCGACAUUGUAUGUCUAAAUGGACGCGGGAGGGACUGCCUGCCUGAAAGGUGCGACCGAUGUUCUUUCGAGGGUCAAACAAUACGGGCAGGGGCUACGUUCAAGUACCAGUAUAACGGCGUCGACGUGUCCUGUACUUGCGGAUGUGACAACACGAUAUUCUGUAUGGGGGUCACGGAGCUGAUCGAACUGCGCUGUAUAGACGAGAAAUGCUACCCGCUGAAUUGUAAAACAUGUUCGGCAUUCGGAAGAACUUUGACAGCUUUUUCAAAACACAAGUUCAUCUCACAAGGCCUCGAGAUCGACUGUCGAUGUGGAUGCGACGGAGGAGUCAUAUGCUACGGAGAAAGAAACAUUACCUGUCCGUUUGGAAGUUCCUGUUUCCCUGAUACGUGCGAAGUUUGCACUGUGGACGGUGUAAGUCACAGAUUUGGAGACCAGUUUCCAUACAGGUAUCGAGACCGCAUCGAUAUGACUUGCACAUGUGGAUGUGACGGUUCGUCGUAUUGCACAGGAAUCGAAGAAACUAUUAUCGUGUCAUGUAUUGGCGACAGAUGUUUUGUACCCGGCUGUGGGACUUGCAACAUAUUUGGUAAAGAGUACGCAGGUGGCACAAACUUUGACCUCGUUUAUAAAGGCCUUACUAUGCGCUGCGGUUGUGAUUGUGACACGGGCUAUCUUUGCAAAGGCCACUCAGAGGUUUUGGAAUGCCCAGCCGGAAGACGUUGCGUGAGCAACCGUUGCAGGAUGUGCCGAGCGAACAAUAUACGUUACGACGCAGGUCAGCAAUUCGAUUAUACUUACGAUGGAGUUGAUCUGGUGUGUACCUGUGGAUGCGAUGGAUCUUAUUCGUGCCACGGGAAGACGGUUAUCGAUAUAAUCGUUGCCUGUCAGAGACGUGGCGGGUGCAACCUGAUAAGCGGCUGCAGGGAUUGUUCAAUCUUCGGUGAUAUCUACAAAGGCGAGACGACCAGACGCUUCGUUUACCAAGGUUACUUUAUGACCUGCUCGUGCAAUUGUGACUCCAGUUUUAAAUGCAUAGGCAUACGUGAUCAAGUAAUUGUGGACUGUCCUUCAGGAAAUUGCUUAGGCAAUUGCGGAACUUGUAAUGUAAACGGGAGGGAAUACCAGGGAAACAGUGCAUUUGAUUUCGUUAUAAGAAGCAAGAACAUGCGAUGCACCUGCGGAUGUGAUGGUUCCUAUUGGUGCGAGAGCAAGGAUGACGAAACUGAAUACACGUGCAAUUCGAGUGGACAGUGCAAAUGGGAAGGUUGUGACACGUGCAUGUCAGAUGGGCGCCAAAGAGAAGCGUAUGAAACAUUUGAGAAAACCUACGACGGUAUACGGAUGAGCUGCACGUGUAGUUGUGAUGGAACGUAUCGAUGCAUUGGUGUUGGGGUAAAAAUCAUAAUUGUCUGCACGGGAGAUGUGUGUAGCACUGAAGGAUGCAGAUCAUGCAUCCAUGGAGGUAAAGAAUACAAGUACGGAGAAGCGUUUGAAGAGGGCGUGAGCGGCGCUUAUCGCAAGAGAUGUCAAUGUCAAUGUAACGGAAGCCUUAGUUGCGAGGACAUUCAACGACCGCAGUGCACGAACUGUGAGAUUGACGGUGUAACCUACAAGGGGCAUUCAAGAAACCGCGUGUAUAGAGGAAAUGCUCCAUACGUGUGUGACUGCUUCUGUGACGGCCGACACGAGUGCUACCCCGAGCAGCGGCCAACAUGCAGCCAGUGUGACAUCGGCGGCCGGAACUACGAGGGUAACACUCAGUUCCAAGCCGUACUGGAUGGUACGACAAUGGACUGCACUUGCGAUUGCGAGGGGAACUUCGUUUGCAGAGGCGGCGGACGGGAGUGUACUACACAAGGCGGCUGUGUGUCAACAUGUCGUCAAUGUAAUAUCGAUGGACAAAUGUUUGAUAGCGCCACUGCAUUCAGGGCUACAGUAUUUAGUGAAUCGAUGGAAUGCGCCUGCUCAUGUGACGGUACGUAUACAUGUCGUGGUGAAAUGCGCACUUGUUCAUCUGCUUCCGGUUGUGUUAGCAACUGUAGAAUGUGUCUCAUUGACGGGCGUGAAUACGAACAGAGCUCCAAUUUCCAAGCUAGUAUUGGCCGAAUCGUGUUCAGAUGCUCUUGUGACUGUGCUGGAAACUACAUUUGUGAAACAUCUACUCGUCGCUGCACCAAUGAUGGAUGUGUCGACAUUUGCUCUACUUGCACAAUUGGUGGACGGGACUAUCCUGGCGGUGGUUCCAAGUUUGAAGCCGUGUUGGAAGGGACAAGAAUGGAAUGCACGUGCGAUUGUGAAGGAAACUUUGUGUGCAGAGGCGGCGGACGGGAAUGCACGAGUCGAGGAUGUGUUCCUAUUUGUCGUCAGUGUAAUAUUGAUGGAAAGCUAUUUGAUAGCGCCACUGGUUUCACUUCUAUUGUAUUUGGUGAAACUAUGCAAUGCACGUGCUCAUGUGACGGUACGUAUACAUGUCGCGGUGAAUUGCGCACUUGCUCGUCUGCUUCCGGUUGUGUAAGCAACUGUAGAAUGUGUCUCAUUGACGGGCGUGAAUACGAACAGAGCUCCAACUUCCAAGCUAGUAUUGGCCGAAUCGUGUUCAGAUGUUCUUGUGACUGUGCUGGAAACUACAUCUGUGAAACAUCUACUCGUCGCUGUACAAAUAGUGGAUGUGUCGACAUUUGCUCUACUUGCGCAAUAGGUGGACGGGACUAUCCUGGCGGUGGUUCCAAGUUUGAAGCCGUGUUGGAAGGGACAAGAAUGGAAUGCACGUGCGAUUGUGAAGGAAACUUUGUGUGCAGAGGCGGCGGACGGGAAUGCACGAGUCGAGGAUGUGUUCCUAUUUGUCGUCAGUGUAAUAUUGAUGGAAAGCUUUUUGAUAACGCCACUGGUUUCACCUCUAUUGCAUUUGGUGAAACUAUGCAAUGCACGUGCUCAUGUGACGGUACGUAUACAUGUCGCGGUGAAUUGCGCACUUGCUCGUCUGCUUCCGGUUGUGUAAGCAACUGUAGAAUGUGUCUCAUUGACGGGCGUGAAUACGAACAGAGCUCCAAUUUCCAAGCUAGUAUUGGCCGAAUCGUGUUCAGAUGUUCUUGUGACUGUGCUGGAAACUACAUCUGUGAAACAUCCACUCGUCGCUGUACAAAUAGUGGAUGUGUCGACAUUUGCUCUACUUGCGCAAUAGGUGGACGGGACUAUCCUGGCGGUGGCUCCAAGUUUGAAGCCGUGUUGGAAGGGACAAGAAUGGAAUGCACGUGCGAUUGUGAAGGAAACUUUGUGUGCAGAGGCGGCGGACGGGAAUGCACGAGUCGAGGAUGUGUUCCUAUUUGUCGUCAGUGUAAUAUUGAUGGAAAGCUAUUUGAUAGCGCCACUGGUUUCACCUCUAUUGCAUUUGGUGAAACUAUGCAAUGCACGUGCUCAUGUGACGGUACGUUUACAUGUCGCGGCGAAAUGCGCACUUGCUCGUCUGCUUCCGGUUGUGUUAGCAACUGUAGAAUGUGUCUCAUUGACGGGCGGGAAUACGAACGGAGCUCCAACUUCCAAGCUAGUAUUGGCCGAAUCGUGUUCAGAUGCUCUUGUGACUGUGCUGGAAACUACAUCUGUGAUACAUCUACUCGUCGCUGCACCAAUGACGGAUGUGUCGACAUUUGCUCUACUUGCGCAAUUGGAGGACGCGACUAUCCUGGCGGUGGUUCCAAGUUUGAAGCCGUGCUGGAAGGGACAAGAAUGGAAUGCACGUGCGAUUGUGAAGGGAACUUUGUUUGCAAAGGCGGCGGACGGGAAUGCACGAGUCGAGGAUGUGUUCCUAUUUGUCGUCAGUGUAAUAUUGACGGAAAGCUAUUUGAUAGCGCCACUGGUUUUACCUCUAUUGCAUUUGGUGAAACUAUGCAAUGCACGUGCUCAUGUGACGGUACGUAUACAUGUCGCGGUGAAUUGCGCACUUGCUCGUCUGCUUCCGGUUGUGUUAGCAACUGUAGAAUGUGUCUCAUUGACGGGCGUGAAUACGAACAGAGCUCCAACUUCCAAGCUAGUAUUGGCCGAAUCGUGUUCAGAUGCUCUUGUGACUGUGCUGGAAACUACAUCUGUGAAACAUCUACUCGUCGCUGUACAAAUAGUGGAUGUGUCGACAUUUGCUCUACUUGCGCAAUUGGUGGACGCGACUAUCCUGGCGGUGGUUCCAAGUUUAGCGCCCUGCUGGAAGGGACGAGAAUGGAAUGCACCUGCGAUUGUGAAGGGAACUUUGUGUGCCGAGGAGGCGGACGGGAAUGUACGAGUCGAGGGGGCUGCGUGUCAGUUUGCCGAGAGUGUAGCAUUGAUGGAAAAGUCUUCAGCUCAAGUAAUGGCUUCUACGCGUCCGUGUACGGUGAAAAUAUGCAAUGUGACUGCAACUGCGAUGGUACCUUUAUUUGUCGUGGGCAGAGAAGGACUUGCAGCUCAUCUUCCGGCUGCGUCAGUAACUGUCGGUCUUGUGUCAUUGAUGGCCGCAAUUAUGCGGAGAGUGCGGGAUUCAGUGCGUCGAUUGGUCGAACCAUUUACCAGUGUACAUGCGACUGCGACGGAAAUUACGACUGCCGCAGUUCAUCACGUAUUUGUACAAACUCUGGCUGCGUUGACACGUGCUCUAGUUGUACGAUCGGUGGACGCCAGUAUGCUGGACAGUCUACAUUUGAUACUGUGUUGGAGGGGACAUUCAUGCAGUGUUCGUGUGAUUGCAGCGGGAAUUAUGAAUGUCGUGGAGGUGGACGCCUCUGUACUUCGUCCGGUUGCGUAGAUGAGUGUCGAUCUUGUGUCAUUUAUGGCCGCAGUUUCAGCCAAGUGAACGUUGAUUUCCUUGCUGACGUAAGUGGCGUAAGAAUGACGUGCCGAUGUGACUGUUUAGGAAGUUGGAAAUGUACAAGCGAAGGACGUGUCUGUACGGAUUCAUUUGGGUGUGUGGAUUCAUGCCCAGGAUGUAGCAUAGAAGGAAAAAGUUAUCAAGGGAACACUCGCUUCGAACUGUUCCACAACGCUUAUGGAAUACGUAUGCAGUGUGAAUGUGAAUGCGGUGGAAGUUAUCGUUGCGAGGGAGUUAAGAAUGUCACGCAAUGUUUUGGACCCGGAUGCACGGGAAAUGGAUGCAACAAUUGCGUCGUCAAGGGAAGAGAGUACGCCGGAAAUAGCCGUUUUGAAGCUAUAAUAGACGGAAUAAGGAUGCAAUGUACAUGCUCGUGCACUGGUGGUUAUAGAUGCCAGGGGAGCGUGACGGAAACAAAAUGUUACGGAAGCGGAUGUAACGGAGGUCAAUCGCAGUCGUGUGACUCAUGUUACGUGAACGGGCGGCAGUAUGCAGGGAACUCGCAGUUUGAGACCAUAGGAGAUGCUGGCAUACGACUGCAAUGCACAUGCGAUUGUGAUGGCCGUUACUCGUGCAGAGGCGAGGAGACAAGCACGGUGUGUGUUGGAAACGGAUGCGAUGGAGGCAGCACGUGUAGAACGUGUUUGGUGGAUGGACGCGAACACGCAGGCGGCUCGACAUUUCAGCGUACAGAAACCGGCGUAACCUUUGACUGCACAUGUGCGUGCACUGGAGAAUAUAAAUGUGUAGGCCGUCGGGUCGUUUGCGAAGGGCCGAAUUGCGGCACUGGAGGGUGUAAGCGCUGCGUAAUAGACGGACGUCCCUUCACCGGAAAUACACGGUUCACGUACCAGAAGGGUAGUAUCGAGUACACGUGCACAUGUUUCUGCGAUGGAUCACACAGCUGCACCGGAUCCACGGGUUUUGAAACCUCCUGUGUUGGGGAAAGCUGCGCUUCGGAUCAUUGCAGAAGUUGUAUGCUUGACAAAAAUGAAUACCAGCUUGAUGCCCGUUUCCGAUUACGAAAGAAUAAUCUAGAUAUGAACUGUGUCUGUGAAUGUGAUGGCGCUUACAGGUGUUUUAGUAUUUCCGGAACUUGUUUUGGUGAUGAAUGUGAUGAUUAUGGCUGCAGCGCGUGCACUGUUAACGGCCUUUCGUACUCCGCCAAUACUGAGUUUGAGCUUGAAGGCGGGCUUUCAUGCACGUGCGAUUGUAAUGGAGAAUACAAUUGCCACAACAAGAAUUUCAAGAUAACGUGUAAUGGACCUGAUUGUGGCGUUGACAAUAAGUGCAAACGUUGCAACGUGGAUGGCGAGCUGUUUCCAGGCAACGAGAGGUUCCAGUUUCAAAAGUAUGGCUUAUUUAUGCAAUGUGCGUGCAACUGUGACUCAACAUAUACUUGUAGAGGGUACCAGAUUAUAUCUACCGGAGAAAAUCCGGAAGACACCGGGUGCAAUUCGUGCGUGCUCGCGAAUGGACAGAGAAUAAACGGAAACACCCGAUUCCAAGCGAUCAUUGACGGAGAAAGAAAAGUGUGCUCGUGUAAUUGCGAGGGACAAUAUACUUGCCAAGGUUCAACGGUGGACUGCCGAGAUUGUGUCAUCGAUGGUACUACGUAUUCGAGCAAAGCAGAUUUUACAUUGUCAAGAAACAGUCAUAAUAUUCGCUGCCGAUGUAACUGUAACGGGGAUUUCGUAUGUGAAGGGAAGAGAUUAGUACCGUCUGAAGUGCAUGAUGGCUGUCGGAAGUGUCUUAUAUUUGGGGUACCGUACAAGGGAGACUCACGGUUUACAACCGAUGUCGGUGGUGUUCGAAUGCUCUGCGAUUGUCAAUGUAGCGGCGAGUAUUCAUGUCGGGGUUACCGAAGUGUUACGAACAUCCUACUUCCUGCUGAACGGGAAGAGCCGGAAUCUUGCGAACCUUGCUACGUGGCAAAUCAGCAGCGCCCCGGAAACAGCCGAUUCAUAAUUCAACGAGCGUGUUACAGCAUCAAAUGUGUUUGUGGAUGUGACGGAACUUGGGAUUGCCCGCAACAGGUGCCAGAGUACAUCUGCACCGGAAAUGAGCCGGAAUUGAUAUCAUCGGCACGAGAACAGGCCCGCUACAGCAUCGCCGGAAGUCACGUAUUCAGCUCAGGUUCCGAGACGAUAACAUCCGAGUCGUCUGUCGUCGUGGCGGAAGAGGAGAAGACGACAGUGUUUGGCGAUAGCGCAUGCGCACCGUGUUAUAUAAAUAACCGCACGCAUGCGGCUGGGUCUGAAUUUGUUCUGCAAGAUGGCUGUUUCCGAUGGUCGUGCACGUGCAACUGUGGGAAGCUGGAGUGUAAUGCUGUGAUCGGCACCGACUGUGUAGGAUCCCUGUUACCAUGGGAGAUGACGGAAUGUAUUCAGUGUAGAGCCUUCAACAACGCUUACCCGCCGAACAAGUGGUUUACAGCAAACGAUACUUGCUAUCAAUACCAGUGCAUGUGCAAUUGUGACGGAAGCUUCGAAUGCCCGCCAAAACACACCGUGCAGAUUUGCGACCGACCAGACGAGAUAUACGACCCCUCACGAGGCACGUGCAGACAGUGCGUCAUAGGUCUGAACUCGUACGACUACGGCAAGCAGUUUACAAAAAUAGAUGAUUGCAUACAGUACACAUGUAAUUGUAACUGUGACGGCUCCUACAACUGUCCCGGAAGUACCGGCGUCCGUGUGUGCCGUGGAGGCUCCGGUGCCGGUGGUCGCAUAAUCUCAACCGGAACCUCAAGGGAACAGGGUGGAAGCAACACAAUCACCCAGCCGGGGAGAACCUUCGUCGCGAUACGGCCAGCGGGCUUCGGUUCAGGCUCUUCCUACGCAGCGACUACUGGAAGUAGAUACUCUGUGAACACGUUUGGUGCUGACGGCUCUGCAGGCGUUGCCGGAAGUCAAAGUUCUCAAACCGGAGGUGGUGCCUCUAGUGUGUCCACUUAUGGGUCAGGUGGCGGCGCGGGCGGCGGCAGUGUCGACUCUGGGAGUUACACCGCCAGCCAAGGAUCGUAUACAGGUGGUGCUUCUAGUUCCGGUGUCGUUGGUGAGGGCAGUUACUCCAGAAGCGGAAGUUCCAAUGUAGGCUACGGCAGUGUCGAUGAUGGGAGUGUCAGCGGAAGUCAGGGAUUCUAUUAUACAGAUGGGGGCGUUUCUAGAACCGGCGGAGUAGGUAGUGCAUCUAGUUCUGGUACGAGUGUCGGCUAUGGCAGUGUAAGCGCCGGAAGUGGUGGAAGCUACUCUGGAAGCCAAGGAUCUUACAAUGGAGGAAGCGUGUCUAGUUCCAGUAACGGUAACAAUGUCGGCUACGCCAGCGUUAAUGGCGGCGGCGGUGGCAGUGUUAGCGGAGGCCAGGGGUCGUACACAGAAGGAAGCGGAGUUACAGGAAGCAGUUAUGGUGUCGGUGGUGGAAGUAGUUCCGGUGUCGGAGGUGGGGGCAGCUCAGGAGGUGUCUAUGUGCAAGGAUCCUUCACAUCGUCAGGAGAAUCAGCCACAUCCGGGUCAGGAAGUUCAUCGUCCUCCUCGUCUUAUUCAUCAUCAUCAUCAUCAUCAUCCUCUUCAUCGUCUUCUUCUGGUGGAAGUAAUGGAGGAAUAUCUGGCUCGUGGACCGGCAAUAACGUCAUAACAGAUCGUGAGGUCAUUGGUGAUGACGAAAUAGGGUCACAAAACUGCCAGGACUGUGUUGUCCAAGGAGAGAUUCUAAAGGGAGGCCGCGACUUCACCUACAGAUCCGGCUGCCUGGAACACCUCUGCGAGUGUUUCUGUAACGGAACUCAUGUCUGCGACCCUGAUAGGCAGAUCGACUUCUGUGAAGAGGACAAGCAAACAAAGCCAAUCGGGUGCAAAGUCGGAAACCGCGUCUACAAGACUAAGCUGUUUUCAUACGUCGAUGGCUGUAAGAAAAAAGUGUGCCGAUGCUAUCCAAAUGGAUCUCACACGUGCGAUGAGAGGAAAACAAGAGUGAUAUGCUGACGUCAUCAAACUUUCUGACGUCAUAUUUAGAACGUUUCUUGUUUUCCGUAUUUAGUACUGUCAUCAUUUUUUUAAUUGAGACAUGGGUUGAAGUGAUUAAGUAUAUUAAAAUUCGGGAGUUGUAUUGUGUGUGUUGAAUACCAUUAGACAAACAUAUGACCAUCAAUUUACUUGAUUGAUUUAAAAUAAGUUAAAGGACAUUUGCAUGUUUUUAAUGCAAUAUUAUCUAUAUAUUGUUUCCAUUAUAUUUGUCGGAGUGUAUCGCGUAAUGUAUUUUUAGUAAAUAUAAAUUUGCUUGGUUGUUGAAGUUUGCAGGAAAUGUAUUAAAUUCUUUAUUUUGUGUUUGAAGUAAAACGUUGAUUGUAACUAUAUGUAUAUGACUUUUUUGUAUAGGGCAUGAAAGAAAAUAAAAUGUUUUUCAUG